CUCUCUCCUUCCCUUCACUCUUCUUUCUCUCUCUAAAAGACUGACUCUGUUAAUUCCGUCAUUGACUAUGCCCUGUGAGAUGACUCACUUUGGAUCGGUCAGCUUAGCUCCAAGAGAUAUUAUUCUCUAAUCCCAUUUUCCCUGCUAGUUAAGUUGGAGAACUUAAUUGGUAGAAGAUAGACAGAACCCAGAAAGUGUUUGAUAUGAUCAUUCAUGUCAAAGAUUCUCAAGAUUGUAGCAGAAAUCCUGUGUAUUUAAUACAGGGUUUUAAUCAGUCAAUUUAGUAACAUUCAUAAUCACCCUUGAUUUUUGUUUUGGUUUUGGUUGUUGGGCAACAUUCCCACCUGAGGAAAAUACCAAAGCCGUUCACUUUCCAGCAUUUAAAUCAUGAAUUUAUUGAAUUACCACUGAGAGGGGUUUUCCUUCUUUCUCUUCAAUUUGUUGCAAUGGUCAGAAAUGUGGUGGGGGGUUUUUGGCAGGUUUUGGAUUGCGGAAUGGGAUAAAACAGAGAAACUGAUGCAUGCGUUGGAAUUUCUGCAACCUCCUGCAGAAUCUAGCAAGAGGUGGAUCUGAGUCUGAGGUGCUUUAGAACCUGUAGCAUUUUGCGGCUAUUGCACAUUCCAUUGUCAAGAUUAGCUCUGGAAUUUCUUCAUUCUCAAAGAGUUGAAGACAUUGCAACAAAUCGCGGAAUUCCAAUGAUGAACUUGGGAGAAAAACUCUUUACACUGGAAGAGGAACAAGUUCAGAUGAAUGGUUCUUGGGUACCUGUCACCCCUGAGAAGCCAGUUCAAAUAAGGCCUGAUACAAUAUCGGCAGGUUGGCAGGAAAGCCAAAUGGUAGGAGGGAAUUUGAAAAAGUCAACUGUUUCUGGAUGUGGCUACAUGAAAGAGAUGCUGCAGUAUAAUGUUCUACAUCAAAAUGUGCACCUAAUAGGACAUAAUGAAGAGUACAAUUAUUUUGAUGGGGUUCCUUCUGAGAGAGCCAGUGUCAUCGAUGACAUUGAUGUGGACUUUGAAGGCAAUAGAUUGAAUACUUUGGAACUUCUCUUCAUGAAUAAUGCACGUAACAAUGGUUAUGCUGACAGUAACUUGAGUGAAAAUAUAAGCAUGGCAGUAAGAACGCCAGUGCUUCCAAAAUUUCAUCCUCACACAAGAAGCAACGGGAGAGAUUUCAAUGCAGAUGCUUUCACCGUCAACGAAAACAAGAACUAUGCAGAUUCAGAUACAGCGUACACAGAUGCGAAUCUUUUGGUCCCAAAUAAAAAUUCUGAAUGCGAUAGCAGCAGCUUAUAUGAUUUUCUGAACAAUGACCCUCACUGCUCAUUCUCAAGCCUGCUGAAUAGUAGCCUAUCUGAGUCAGAGAUACCCAAUGGUGGUUUUUACAUACCUUGCAGACCCAAGUAUGAUCAAAACUCUGCAGCCGUCACGGAAGCUGAUGAUGUCUUCAGUUUCACCAACUCCUUCCAAUCAGUGCCACGAACAAUGGAUCAGUUUGAUAAAUCGACAGAUGACCGGUUUAUGAAGUAUGUAACAGCUGAAAGUCAAAUUCAGGUGACAGACAGGCUAGACAACUUGGUUGCAUCCGCAGCAAAUGAUCACCAGGAAUAUUGCGAUGGACUUCUACAGCAUAUUGUCGACACAUCUGCAGCACUUUCUCAAUCACAAAACAAUAAUGAGGGUUCUGAAAAUGAUCAUCGUAGAGGAAAUGGCCUAGAUAUUGAUCUGAAUAAGACGCCUGAGCAGAAACCACCUAAACGAAGAGAAACAUAG
Neltuma alba is the source of this 1769-nucleotide messenger RNA. RefSeq lists its product as uncharacterized. NCBI's taxonomy places the organism in Eukaryota, Viridiplantae, Streptophyta, Magnoliopsida, Fabales, Fabaceae. The transcript is spliced from 3 exons. The coding region runs from base 696 to 1769 and encodes 357 amino acids. The record is from RefSeq and is a predicted model, not a curated record.